AUGGAAAGUACUGAACUUGACCUUGUUAAUAAGGUGGAAUUAAGAAUUGCAUUGGCAAAUACUGAUGCUCAAUUGGAAAAUUCUUUAAAAUUGUAUUUAGGUCCAGUUAUUUUGAAACUCAGUAGUUCUCACAGUUCAGUUAGACAAGCAGUUUUUAAGAUAAUACAAAAUGUUAUGACUAGAUUGGGAGCUGCAAGAGAUAUAAAGUUACCUGCUGAUGCAUUGUUAGAACAGGUGAAGAAACCAUCAAUUCCUCAAGGUGCAGAUGCUUCCACUGUAAGAUUAUAUUUACUUUUAUUCAUAUCUAAAGCAGUGGAAAGAAUGAAUAAUCAAGAAAGAAGAGGCUUCUUUCCUAAGGUUAUUAAAGGAAUAAGUAAUUUUCAACUGAAUGUUAGUGCUAGAUUAUUCAAUAUUUUUUGUAAACUGAUAAUUGAUUGGAAAUCACCUGAAGUAGAUACUCCAGGUUAUAAUCAAUUGAUUGAAGAUUUGGAUUUUAAGAAUCAUAUUGAAGAUGAAAAGUUCUUAUGUGAGAAAGUAUCGAAAUUCCUUAUGCUUUUGCCUAAUCCAAAUCCUGCAGUUGUUCAAUCACCAGGGUUAAGUAUUGAGGAUGCCUCAUUUUUAACUAGAGACGCUGGAGUUUCUUUUAAAACACCCCAAGAUAUUUUCAAAGUGAAAAAGAAUUUGUUGGAGUUCUUGAAGGUAGGUUUCACCAAUGAAAACUUAAGAAUACCUUUACUUGUUGCAUCCAGUGAUCCUUCUUCAGCUAUAGCCGAUGGGUCAGAAGUAUUAUACCGUAAAUUGAACGUCAAUUUGGAAGAUGAACAUUUCGUUGAAUCUUUGAUCUCUUUAUUCACUGGUGAUGACAAAACCCCACCUGUGAAUUCAGUUUUACAAGAAAGGAUAAUAAAUCAAUUGAAUAAAAGCGUGAUAGCUACCAAGAACAUAUAUAUUUCCAAGAUUACCAACUUAGGUUUAAGUUCAGAUAAUAGUAAAUUGAAACAAGCUACCAUACAAUUUGUUAAAUGGGUUAGUAUAAACAAUCAAGACUCUAAUGAUUUCAAAGAAUCAAUGGUGGAGUUUAAUUCGGUAAUGGCACUUAAAUUGAAAGAAAACAUUAUGAACGAAGGAUGGCCCCAACUUAACUUAUCCAACGGGAAGUCUUAUGCUACCAAUAUGACACAAAGGUCUUCCCAGUAUGAAGCAUUAACAAAUAUAUUGAAAACUAGUCCUGACUUGUUUUUAAAUGAUUUUACAUAUAUUGAAUUUUUGUUGGAUUCUUUAGAGGGAGAAUCUGUUGAUUUGAGAUCAACCAUUCAAGAAGGUUUAUCAAGUUUGACCGUAUUUUUACCCAGAUUAUCUCCCGAAUGUAAAUCAAGGUUGAAGACAUUGGCCAACAAUUAUUUGAACAAUGAAGAUUCAAAGCUCAAUAUCCAUGCUUGCCGCUUUAUAAUUUUAAAAUUCAUCAAUUGUACAUUUCCAUUUAAUGAUAGUGAGUCAAGAUACUUGAACAUUCUUGGAACUUCCAAAGUUAAUAGACCCGAAACCAUCGAGGAAGCAGUCAAAGGAUUGCAUCCACAUUGGUUUAAUAUCAACCAAUCCUCUAAUACUUUGGAGUUUAAGUCCACACCUGAAUUAUUAGGUAAAGGAAAUUUAGUUCAGUUCCCUAGCUUUAAAGAAAUAGUUACUUUGGUGAACAACAGAAUCGAAGACCUGAACAAAGAUGCGAUGAUCUACAAAUCUUUGAGUCAAGCUAUCAAAUUUUGUAUUCAAACUUUGGUUAUGCAAUCCAUUGAAGAAGAAAAGACCGUAGUUAUCGCUGAUGAGGAAUGGGAAACGAGAUUGGAUAAAGCUGUUGAAGUUGAUACCAAAGUCAGAGAUCUCUUGAAAAUCGAAAUCAAGAAAGUUCAUGAAGACGAUAUCGAUAUGGAUGGACAUCAAGACCCAUUCAAGAGUUUAUUGUUUAUAAUCUUUGACGCUUUAAAUGGCCAAUACGAACAUCCAGAUACCACUUUCGAAUCAACAUUCAGUAGAUUAAUAUCUUUAGCUUCAUCAAGUAUCGUCGGUGGAUUAUCUGAUUUAGUUGAUCCUUUGUUGAGACUUUUAAAUGAUAGAGUUUGGGGUGAUAUAAGUGUAUCACAAAUUUCACAAAUAAUAGCCAUUAUUGCCAGUCAUCCUGUGAAUGAUAAUGGAAAGUUGAAUCAAUUAUUACAAAAAUUAAUCCAAUCAGACUUACCACCUCAUAAAGCUAAAGCCAAUACGUUAGUAUGUGGAUAUCUUUAUUCUCGUUUAACCUAUAGACAAAGAAUUGAUGUCAUUGAACCUGAACUAUUUAGUAAAUACCUUGAAAAAUUGGUUGUCAGUUUGAAGGAUUCAAGUGCUUUUUAUGUGGCAUUGGAAAGUAUUGGAGAAUUAGCCAAAUAUGGGGUUUUAGGACCCCAAUUGACAUUCAAAUCUGAUGAUUAUAUCAAUCAGAUUUUGGAGAUCAUCAAACCUAAAGUGAAAAAGUGUGAUGAAAGAACAGUUCUUACAUUAUCAUAUCUUAAUUUGACUCAAGAACCUGCUCAUGAAGACAAGAUGACCGACCUUGAACAAAUGAUCUAUGAAACUCAUGUUUCUAAACAAACAGAAUAUCUAUUCACUAGUGGUGAAGCAUGGCUGAUUGUUGCUAUGGGAUGGGAAUCAAAAGUGUUACAAAGAUCUAUUGAUAUACAAGAUGAAGAGAUUAAGUAUAUACCUUACAAUACUGGAAGAUUAGAGUUCAUCUUAGAUCAAAUCUUGAUUUGGUGUGCUAAUACUAAACCAUCGUUGAGAAGGGCAGGAUGUAUUUGGUUACUUUCGAUUGUUGAAUUUUGUAAACUGUCUCCAAUCAUUAAGACUCAAGCUUCUAAGAUUCAUUUAACGUUUAUGAAAUUCUUAGCUGAUAGAGAUGAAUUGGUUCAAGAAGCAGCUUCCAGAGGAUUAAGUUUAGUCUAUGAAUUAGGUGACGUAGAAUUGAAAGACACUUUAGUCAAAGGAUUAUUGAAGUCGUUUACUGAUACCAAUACAACUAGUGGAUUGAUUAGUGGAACAGUUGAAGAAGAUACUGAAUUAUUUGAUAAAGAUAUUUUGAAAACCAAUGAUGGAUCAGUUUCGACCUACAGAGAUGUUUUAAAUUUAGCUGCUGAUGUAGGAGAUCCAAGUUUGGUUUAUAAAUUCAUGUCAUUAGCGAAAUCUUCAGCUUUAUGGUCAUCAAGAAAAGGGAUGGCUUUUGGUUUAGGAUCUAUCUUAUCGAAAACCAGUCUCGACGAUAUGUUAACUAACAACAAGAAAUUGGCUGACCGAUUGAUCCCUAAAUUAUACAGGUAUAGAUAUGACCCAAGUACAUCAGUGUCGACAUCCAUGAACGAAAUCUGGAAUGUAUUAAUCGAAGAUAGUUCUAAAACCAUUCAAGAGAAUUUCUCCAAUAUUUUACAGGAAUUAUUGAAAGGAAUGGGAAACAAAGAAUGGAGAGUUAGACAAGCCAGUACCACAGCUAUGAAUGAUUUAUUGAAUGUGGUGGAAUUCAAAGUUUAUCAGGAUAAAUUAGAAGAAAUUUGGAACAUGAGUUUCAGAGUUAUGGAUGAUAUCAAAGAAAGUGUUAGAAAGGAAGGUUCAAAAUUAACCAAAUUACUAGCCAAUAUCUUAACUAAAUCAUCCAAAGAUGAAGGUUUGAAACGUUUGAUUCCAUUUUUAUUGGGUAAUAAAGGUUUAUUGAGUGAUGCUGAUGAUAUCAGAAAUUUCGCUUUAGAUACUUUAUUAAAGUUGAUCAAGAGUGAUAACAAAUCCAUUACGAAAUUCAUUCCUUUAUUACUUGAAAAUUUCAUUUUGUUGAUGUCCAACUUGGAACCCGAGAUUGUUAAUUAUCUUGUCUUGAAUGCUGACAAGUAUAAUGUCACAGGUAAUGAAAUAGAUGCUAAAAGAUUACAAAGUUUAGGUAAUUCUCCUAUGAUGGAAGCUAUUGAUAAGUUAAUUGACUUAUUAGAUUUCGAUACAAUCGAACCAGGAAUCGAAUCAAUCAUCAAUUCCAUCAAGAAAUCCAUUGGAUUACCUUCAAAAGUUUGCGGAAGUAAAGUUUUGGUAAGUUUAGUGACUAAGAAAUACGAAUUAAUUAAACCUUAUGGUGAUAAGUUGAUGAAGUUAGCUAUGAAUCAAAUCAAAGAUAAGAAUGAUACCAUUUCAGCAUCAUAUUCCAUAUCAGUUGGAUAUUUAAGUAGACUAGCCAAUCUUGAUUUGAUAAUCAAAUAUGGGGAGAUGUUAAGUAAACUUUAUUUUGAAUCAGAGGAUGAUAGAAAUAGAUUAAUUUCAAGUAUUGCCAAUGAAAACUUUGCUAAAUAUUCAAAAGAGAAAUUUGAAAAAGUAUCAAGUUUAUUCUUACCAAUUUGUUUCAUAGGUUUGAAUGAUAUUAAUAAAGAUGUUUCAGGAUUUUUCGAAAGAGAAUGGAUUGAAAAUACUUCAGGAAGUAAUGUCAUAAAACUAUAUUUAAGUGAAAUCAUCGAAUUAAUGUCCAAGUAUAUAACUUCACCCAAUUAUCAUAUAAGACAAAUUUUAGCCAAAUCAAUAGUUAAAAUUACCAAUGAAAUCAAUGAUUUUAACAACAUUUCUGAUACAAUUAUUAAUCAAAUGUUUGAAAUUUUAAUCAGUAGUUGUAAAGGUAAGAGUUGGUCAGGUAAAGAAUUGAUCUUUGAAGCUUUAGUGAAUUUUUCCAUCAAAUUGAAAUCUAAAGUUGGAAAUUACAAAGAGACAAUUGAUAAAGUCGUCUUAGUUGAAGGUAAAAGAAGAAAUAAAGAGUAUCAGAAACAUUCCAUAAAGAUCAUGGGUAAAUACUUAUACAAUUUCCCCAAUGAGGAAAUGAUCGAUACUUAUUUGGAAAUCAUGUCACUGAUUAUCAGUGGAAAUUAUAACGAUAGUGACGAUGAAAUGGACGUUGAUGAUGAUAAUUCUAAGCGGAUCAAUAAAAGAGUUAAUAAUAACCAAAUCGAAGAAGAGAAAUUGGUCUAUAUGACAAAUUUAUUUGAAACAUUUAGUAAAGAUCAAUUGAAUGAAGAACUCUUUAAAGUCAUGGUCGAAUCCAUGAUAAAGUUAUUAAAUGAUGAAGAUAAGACAUUCGAAAUAACUUGGAGAUCAAAAGUUAAUGGUAAUGAUUGUUUCCAAAGGGUUAUUGAGGAAUUGGAUCAAGUUGAAUUCCAAAUCGAUAACUUAUUCAAACUUUGGUUAAAGUUACAUGAAGUUUGUUCCAAUUUCAAUAAUAUCGAAAAUGUUAAGGUAAGAUUCAUCAGAAACUCCAAGUUGUUCAUCAAAUAUCUUGAGAACUUCCAUUAUUUAGAGAUAGUCAAAGAGAUAGAAACAAAGUUACAAAAUUUCAGUUCGGAUUCUUCAAUUAUUAAAGCAGAGUUGAUGAAAUAA
Yamadazyma jaroonii is the source of this 5421-nucleotide messenger RNA. NCBI's taxonomy places the organism in Eukaryota, Fungi, Ascomycota, Pichiomycetes, Serinales, Debaryomycetaceae. The record is from the annotation of a GenBank genome assembly.